Molecule: messenger RNA, 1543 nt
Organism: Sander lucioperca (pikeperch)
Lineage: Eukaryota; Metazoa; Chordata; Actinopteri; Perciformes; Percidae
Gene: rwdd4
Product: RWD domain containing 4
Exons: 8
Coding region: 164-721 (185 amino acids)
Molecular function (GO): protein binding
Source: RefSeq, a predicted model, not a curated record
UAGUCUGCCUUAAUCCAAAGAAGAAGAACUGCGCAUGCGUGUAAUAUGGUGGCACUGGUGGUACCAGCUGGGGAAGUUGUUACAUUAUUUUCUUAGUAAAGUUUUAAUAGGAGAAAUGGGUUGUUAACUCUGGGAUUUAUAAACUCUACACAGAAGGAAAACCAUGACAGCUAACGAGGAUCAAGAGAUGGAGUUGGAGGCUCUUCGCUCUAUCUAUGAGGGGGAUGAGUGUUUCAAGGAAAUCAGUAUAGUUUCCUUUCAGUUUAGGAUAGGAGACCUUGAUGACACCAAAGCAUUCAUGCUGGACAUCACAUGGCCUGAGACGUACCCUGAGACGGCCCCACAAAUGUCCCUUGAUGCUUUUUUCAACAACAGAUUCUCUGCAGAGACGAAGCAGCUGAUUCUUACAAAGCUGGAGGAGCAGGUGGAGGCUAACCUGGGCACUGCAAUGAUGUAUACUCUUUUUGAGUGGGCCAAGGAGAACCAGGAGGCCCUCAUGGAGAACCACAAGCCUGUAGCCACUGCUGUGACAUCCAGCAGUGAUGGGAUUACCAGCUCAACAGCCAAGAAGAAGGAGAAGAAGGAGCAGCUGACUAAAUCUCAGAAGAGGAGGAUUAUCAACAGAACAGAUCACAAAGGGGAGCUGCCAAGAGGUUGGAACUGGGUUGACGUUAUCAAACAUUUGAGUAAAACAGGAGGAAAAGACGAUGAUUUGGCCUGAGGGCAGUGAUCUGGUGCUACUUUGUACAAAGAAGUGCAGUGAAGUCUGAACUCACCUGUAGUAGCCUGUUGAUGCUGCUGUCCAGAUACAGUCACAUCCUCCAUCUUCAACAUUUACUCAACAUGGCUGCUUUCACCCUGAGAACCAAAGCAGGCUGGGAAUGGUGGACUUCAGGACACACACACACACACACACACACACACACACACACACACACACACACACACACACACACACACACACACACACACACACACACACACACACACAAACACACUUCCAGCUAGAGUCAGACUUUGAGCUGUGAACUAUUUGAAGCCCUUGCUGUGUUUUAUGUGUUGUGUGCAAUCAGGUGAAGACACAUCAUCAGCUUUUGCUCCUCCUAUACAGUUAGCAUUCAACCAUUCUGCUCAGUCAUCCAUCAGGGUGGAGUGUGCUUGAGAUACUUGCUGUCACUGCCAUGUUUUCAGUCUGUGAUUAGGCCCAGCUGCCAGGCACUGGAGCUAAAAAUGUUGGAUAGUGGUUCUAAAUGGAUGUGUCAAAGUGUACAUUUUUUAUAACACACAAAAUGUCACCAGACAAAAGUUUUUUUUCCCCCUAUAAAUUUAAUUCUUUUUAAUAAAUAAACCAAAUUUGGUCUACUGCUUGUCUAAAAAAUGUAAUUUACUAUUGUGUGAGAUUUUAAGACUAUAAGAAGGCUCAAGUGAUCAUGGUCUAAAUUGUGAAGUGUGAAGUAACAAAACUGUGCCAGAGUUACAAAGGAAGUUGAGUGAUUCUGCCUUCAAAAUAAAACCUGAAUCUGAUAAUUGCUGUUGAUACCAA